AUGAACGACGGUAGUGCAGACGGUCCAACACAGAGAGAAGAGAAGUCUCCAUUGAAUCAGCCUUGGUUCAAGGAAGCAUACAAAGCAGCUGUAAAAUUUUAUGAGAAGGAUGAAGUAUUAGAUUCUAGAGAUAGAGAAGAAUUGUAUGAGGCUUAUAAUUCUAUUUCAAGAGCACAAAUGUUCGGUGGUUGGCUUGGAUUUUCAAGUAUCUUUAUUCCACCUUUUGCUUAUCAAUAUUAUAAGACAAAAGAUAUUAAAGGUGUAAAAGUACCAAGAAACUUUGUUAUGGGUUUGGUUAUGCUUGCAGGUUCUUCUUUUAUUGCAAGUAACAUGGCCUAUAAGAGACAGCUGGAAAAACUCGAUCCAGAUCAUCAGUUCGGACAUAAGGGAGAUUAUGGUGAUGAUUCUUUAGAGGCCUCAUAUAAUAAUUCCUCGCAACAAGUUAAAGUACGUCAACAACGGCAAUAUGAGAUGAUGGAUCUGUUAGGAAAUGGAUCUGCUACUAAGUGGGCUGCUUAUUUUUCCAUCACUGUGAAACAUCCAGAGAGGAGAUUACCCAAUCCGAUGAUCAAAUUGCAAGAAAUUCAACAGGAAGGGUUGAAGAGAUCAUCUUAUAUGAAUCAAAGAGAUCCUAUUGGUCUUUACGAUGAUAUCCCCGAACAAAAUCCUCAGAUUACCAAUUUGUUGAGCAAAGAGGAAGAAUUACCAGUAAACCCUAAAAAUACUCAAGUUGACUCUUGGACCGGAAUUCGUGCUGAUAACAAUAUUGGUUCCUCUUGGGAUAAAGUUAGAAGAGGUUCAGGAAAAGAAACUGUCCACAAUCCAAAAGAUGAUAUUUUGGACAUAUUUGGAAACGAAAAGAAUCUAGAUGAGUCCAAUGCCGAAAUAAAAAUGAAGAAACAACCAACUGUGACCCGAACUGUGUCGCAAGACGAAUUUGAUAAACUUCUUGAAAGAGAAAGAAACAAUGACUAA
Messenger RNA from Maudiozyma saulgeensis, 975 nucleotides. The record is from the annotation of a GenBank genome assembly. NCBI's taxonomy places the organism in Eukaryota, Fungi, Ascomycota, Saccharomycetes, Saccharomycetales, Saccharomycetaceae.